This is a messenger RNA of Rattus rattus (black rat), 286 nucleotides long. RefSeq names its product 40S ribosomal protein S21-like. Gene Ontology annotation, biological process: endonucleolytic cleavage in ITS1 to separate SSU-rRNA from 5.8S rRNA and LSU-rRNA from tricistronic rRNA transcript (SSU-rRNA, 5.8S rRNA, LSU-rRNA); translation; endonucleolytic cleavage to generate mature 3'-end of SSU-rRNA from (SSU-rRNA, 5.8S rRNA, LSU-rRNA). Gene Ontology annotation, molecular function: structural constituent of ribosome. The coding region runs from base 1 to 243 and encodes 80 amino acids. The record is from RefSeq and is a predicted model, not a curated record. Lineage: Eukaryota; Metazoa; Chordata; Mammalia; Rodentia; Muridae. The transcript has a single exon. Gene Ontology annotation, cellular component: ribosome; cytosolic small ribosomal subunit.
AUGCACAACGACAUCGGCAACUUUGUGGCCCUGUACGUGCCGUGGAAAUGCUCCAGGAGCAACCGCAUCAAUGCUACCAGGGACCACACGUCCAUCCAGAUGAAUGUGGCAGAGGCUGACAGGGGCACAGGUCAGUUUAAUGGCCAGUUUAAAACCUACAGCAUCUGCAGGGCCAUUUGCAAGUCAGAUGAUUCUAUUCUCCCAUUGGCUAAGGCUGACGGAAUUGUCUCAAAGAACUUUUGAGCAGAAGAAAUCAGGAAUAAUUUGUUAUAAAUAAAAGUGAUAA